Molecule: messenger RNA, 2625 nt
Organism: Elephantulus edwardii (Cape elephant shrew)
Lineage: Eukaryota; Metazoa; Chordata; Mammalia; Macroscelidea; Macroscelididae
Gene: KPNB1
Product: karyopherin (importin) beta 1
Biological process (GO): protein import into nucleus
Cellular component (GO): nucleus; cytoplasm
Molecular function (GO): nuclear import signal receptor activity; small GTPase binding
Source: RefSeq, a predicted model, not a curated record
AUGGAGCUGAUUACUAUCCUCGAGAAGACCGUGUCUCCCGAUCGGCUUGAACUAGAAGCAGCGCAGAAGUUCCUGGAGCGUGCGGCGGUAGAGAACCUGCCCACUUUCCUUGUGGAACUGUCCAGAGUGCUGGCAAAUCCAGGAAACAGUCAGGUUGCCAGAGUUGCAGCUGGUUUACAAAUCAAGAACUCUUUGACAUCUAAGGAUCCAGAUAUCAAGGCACAAUAUCAGCAGAGAUGGCUUGCUAUUGAUGCUAAUGCUCGACGGGAAAUUAAGAACUAUGUUUUGCAGACUCUGGGGACAGAAACCUACCGGCCUAGUUCAGCCUCUCAGUGUGUGGCUGGUAUUGCUUGUGCAGAGAUACCGGUGAACCAAUGGCCAGAACUCAUUCCUCAGCUAGUGGCCAAUGUUACAAAUCCCAACAGCACAGAGCACAUGAAAGAGUCGACGUUGGAAGCUAUUGGCUACAUUUGCCAAGAUAUAGACCCAGAACAGCUACAGGAUAAAUCUAAUGAGAUUCUGACUGCUAUAAUCCAGGGAAUGAGGAAAGAAGAACCUAGUAAUAAUGUGAAGCUAGCAGCUACUAACGCACUCCUGAACUCAUUGGAAUUCACCAAAGCAAACUUUGACAAAGAGUCUGAAAGGCACUUUAUUAUGCAGGUGGUCUGUGAAGCCACACAGUGUCCAGAUACCAGGGUACGAGUGGCUGCAUUACAGAAUUUAGUGAAGAUAAUGUCCUUGUAUAAGAGAACAUGUGUGGGUCCUGCUCUUUUUGCUAUCACAAUUGAAGCCAUGAAAAGUGACAUUGAUGAGGUGGCACUACAAGGAAUAGAAUUCUGGUCCAAUGUCUGUGAUGAGGAAAUGGAUUUGGCCAUUGAGGCUUCAGAGGCGGCAGAACAAGGACGACCCCCUGAGCACACCAGCAAGUUUUAUGCUAAGGGAGCACUGCAGUACCUGGUUCCAAUCCUUACACAGACACUAAACAAACAGGAUGAAAAUGAUGAUGAUGAUGACUGGAACCCGUGCAAAGCAGCAGGAGUUUGUCUUAUGCUUCUGGCCACCUGCUGUGAAGAUGACAUUGUCCCACAUGUCCUGCCCUUUAUUAAAGAACACAUCAAGAACCCAGAUUGGAGAUACCGGGAUGCAGCCGUGAUGGCUUUUGGCUCUAUCUUGGAAGGACCAGAACCCAAUCAGCUAAAACCACUAGUUAUACAGGCCAUGCCCACCUUAAUAGAAUUAAUGAAAGACCCCAGUGUAGUUGUUCGAGAUACAACUGCAUGGACUGUGGGCAGAAUUUGUGAAUUGCUUCCUGAAGCUGCCAUCAAUGAUGUCUACUUGGCUCCACUGAUGCAGUGUCUGAUUGAAGGUCUUAGUGCUGAACCCAGAGUGGCUUCAAAUGUGUGUUGGGCUUUUUCCAGUCUCGCUGAAGCUGCUUAUGAAGCUGCGGAUGUAGCUGAUGAUCAGGAAGAACCAGCUACCUAUUGCUUAUCGUCUUCAUUUGAACUCAUAGUUCAGAAGCUUCUAGAGACCACAGAUAGGCCUGAUGGACACCAGAACAACCUAAGGAGUGCUGCUUAUGAAUCUCUAAUGGAAAUUGUGAAGAAUAGUGCCAAGGAUUGUUACCCUGCAGUUCAGAAAACUACUCUGGUCAUAAUGGAGCGACUACAGCAAGUGCUUCAGAUGGAGUCGCAUAUCCAGAGCACUUCUGAUAGGAUCCAGUUCAAUGACCUUCAGUCUUUACUGUGUGCAACUCUUCAGAAUGUUCUUCGAAAAGUGCAGCAUCAAGAUGCUUUGCAGAUCUCUGAUGUAGUUAUGGCCUCUUUGUUAAGAAUGUUCCAGAGCACAGCUGGUUCUGGCGUAGUACAAGAGGAUGCCCUGAUGGCAGUUGGGACAUUGGUUGAAGUGCUGGGUGGUGAAUUUCUAAAGUACAUGGAGGCCUUCAAACCCUUCCUGGGCAUUGGAUUGAAAAACUAUGCCGAGUAUCAGGUUUGUUUCUCAGCUGUGGGCUUAGUGGGAGAUUUAUGCCGUGCCCUACAGUCCAACAUCUUGCCUUUCUGUGAUGAAGUGAUGCAGUUGCUUCUGGAAAAUUUGGGAAAUGAGAAUGUCCACAGGUCUGUGAAACCACAGAUUCUUUCAGUGUUUGGUGAUAUAGCCCUUGCUAUUGGUGGAGAGUUCAAAAAAUACCUUGAGGUGGUACUGAAUACUCUGCAGCAGGCAUCCCAAGCCCAGGUUGACAAGUCAGACUAUGACAUGGUGGAUUAUCUGAAUGAACUAAGAGAAGGCUGCUUGGAAGCAUAUACUGGAAUCGUCCAGGGAUUGAAGGGAGAUCAGGAGAACGUACACCCGGAUGUUAUGCUCGUCCAACCCAGGGUAGAAUUUAUUCUGUCUUUCAUUGACCACAUUGCUGGAGAUGAGGAUCAUACAGAUGGAGUAGUAGCGUGUGCUGCUGGACUAAUAGGGGAUUUAUGUACAGCAUUUGGAAAGGAUGUACUGAAAUUAGUAGAAGCUAGGCCCAUGAUCCAUGAACUGUUAACUGAAGGACGAAGAUCGAAGACUAACAAAGCAAAAACCCUUGCUACAUGGGCAACAAAAGAACUGAGGAAACUGAAGAACCAAGCUUGGUAA